Messenger RNA from Salvelinus sp. IW2-2015, 489 nucleotides. RefSeq names its product mesothelin-like protein. The record is from RefSeq and is a predicted model, not a curated record. Gene Ontology annotation, biological process: cell-matrix adhesion. Lineage: Eukaryota; Metazoa; Chordata; Actinopteri; Salmoniformes; Salmonidae. Gene Ontology annotation, cellular component: cell surface.
CUUUGACACAUGCUCUAGAAUUGACAACUCCGACAAUAUGUCCUCCGCGUGCUCCAGGGCUUCACCUGCACCAGAGUGACCAGUAUGACCACAACCAAGAUCAAGAACCUGGUCAAGGCCUGCAGGAGGAAGGGCAGCAACAGGGUCGUACUGAGAGAGACUCAGUUGACCUGCAUGUACAACUACAUCAAGGAGGAGACAGACGUCACCAGCUACAACCUAUAUCCUCCUGACAUGCUGCUUUACUACGACUACAGUAAGGUUUCUCAGGACACCUGUAAGGACUACUUCAGGGAGCUGGGCGACGCAGACUUCUCCGUGUUCUCCGACGCUCUCAGCUUCAAACGCACAGCCCUGGUUAACAAUGCCAAGACCUGCCUGGUGAGUCACAACACUAGCCGCCCUUUGCCUGAGGGUCCUGGUGAAGGAUCAGGUGACCCGGCGGCGCCUGGGGGGGCCCAGGUGGAGGUGUUGUCAACCACACCCUGA